Messenger RNA from Ornithodoros turicata, 2277 nucleotides. RefSeq lists its product as uncharacterized. Gene Ontology annotation, molecular function: metalloendopeptidase activity. Lineage: Eukaryota; Metazoa; Arthropoda; Arachnida; Ixodida; Argasidae. The transcript has a single exon. The record is from RefSeq and is a predicted model, not a curated record. Gene Ontology annotation, cellular component: plasma membrane. Gene Ontology annotation, biological process: protein processing. Bases 61 to 2142 code for a protein of 693 amino acids.
CGAGCCCCGUGUGCAUGACGUUGUGCUUUACCCGCUCAGCCAUCACAGUUGGAAUGAACCAUGGCCGAAGGCGACGCAUCCUCCGUCCGGUCACCGCAACACCCACUCGCAAAUCGCAAAACCCGCUCCUGCUUCUUCUACGCAAUAUUUAUUGCAAUGUUCACCGCCGAAGUAACUCUCUUCGCCGCACUUGUUCCACUCGCCAUCUCGAACACCAUUCUCAGAUGCCAAGGAGUUGAGUGUCUCUCCCUGGAACGCGACCUGAACCAUUCCAUCAACCUAGCAGCGGAUCCUUGCCACAACUUCUACGAUCACGUGUGUGGAAGGUGGGAAAAGUACGCAGGUCGACGCUUCGGCACCCCAAAGGAUAAGUACGAAGCAUAUCAUCUUCACGCUCUUUUCAAGGAGAUUGUUCUUGCCGGAGGUAAUCCUCAUGACGACCGCCAGAACUCCAAGGAAAAAGCAUCGGUGUUGUUAAGCGCCUGCACUAUGCACGCUGCACAGGAAGACACCUUAAAGGACUUUCUGCGCUGGCUUAAACUUUCUUGGCCCGAAAAGACGCCAGCGACAAGACUCGAUAUCCUGGAUAUCUUUGUGGGCUCAUCUUUGGACUACGGAGUGCCACUCUUCUGGGUGUUCACGGUCGGUCGCCAUCCCAGGUUUCCAAAGCAGAAUAUUCUGUACCUGACAAUGGACUACAGCAUCCUUCAGUGGCUAGAACAUGUGAAAAAGCUGAAGAAAUCGAACGUCGCUGAGACAUACAUCCGGCGGUGUGCUGAGAGAAUCGGAGGUAGGGGUCGGUCAUAUGGACGCAUGAUCAAGGAUGUUCUAGCAGCGCACGACGUAAUGAGUGAUGCUAUGAAGAGCCAUCUCGGCGUAUACCAACCACGAUACAUGAACCUAGAAGACUCUGAGCUCCGCUUAGCCGUCAACCGCCACUUACCCGACAACUCUCAACUGUGGCCUGAAGAUAAUAUCAUCUGCCUUCAGAGCAUGCUAUUCUAUAAGUUCAAUCACUACUACCUUCAUGAUACCGAGACACUUGCAAAACUGAAGCUUUAUAUCGGCACCUAUUUAGUCUGGUACUUGUCACCUUUUACAUCUACGUACCUUACCUACCACCUAAUGAAGGACCUGAAUGAAGCAGACGGCACCUAUACAUAUAUCACCCAGCGCUGCUUUGAAGGCAUCAUCGAUCUGAUGCCUUUGCUCGUCUCUCAAUACGUCCUGAUGUCCGUCCCUGACAAGAGCGAAAUAUUCGACAUCUAUCGUCAUGCACGGCACGCUGUUGAUCACGUGGUACGUCGUGACAGCGCCACGGCGGCUGAAGCAUUUGGCCGUGAAUUAGAUACCAUUUCGGUGGGCGAGUUCAACAUGACGUCCACAUGGGCAGCACUGGAUAAAAUUUACAAGUACAUCCCACUCUUAAAGGGCAACUUCUUCCACAUGUAUCUCACAGUUGCGAAGGCGAACGCACGCGUUUUCAAAGACACUAUACGGCGUCCUGUUCGAGACCUCCUGCAUCUGCCGCUUGUCGGCAGUAUUCCAGUCUACCGAUUGCUCGUGGCUCGUGAGAUACAAGUGCCUAUGCUGUUCCUUCGUCCACCCAUCAUAACGACAUCCGUUCCACUUGAGGCGAAGAUGGCCACCUUGGGCGCAUACAUAGCCAGCAACAUGUUCCAACUCAUGUAUUUUGUGCACUUCGCCGACGACGAGUUUCACGUGGUUGAUGAACAACGUAUUAAGGCAUUUUCUGAAGUCGUGUAUCAGAGAGUUCUCAACUACUCAGAGGCCAUCUUUGACCUUGUGACAAAUACAGCGUUUGAAAUUGCGCCAAUCGAGCUGAUUGUUUUUCUGUUUCGCGCUAUGGGUAUCAAUGCUGUCUACAGAGAAGUAAUACGUCACAACCUUGUGAACUCGACGGAAAUUGUUGGUGGUUUUGAUGCGAAGCGUCUUUUUUUCCUCGUUGCCUGUUUUUUGAACUGCGGCCCAGCUGAAGCAGGUAUUAUGGAAGAUGUAUUGUGCAAUAUCUUGGUGCCACAGGUCAAUGGCUUUGCAGCGGCUUUCGGCUGUAAACCAGGACAACCCAUGUACAUAGAUUUCUCACGUCCGCAUAGUGACUACGAACCCUGGGAUAGAUGAAUGUUAUUCGACUUUAAUUCUUUCUUUUCUUUCUAUGGUUUAGUGGUAAUUCUUAUGGGUCAUUUGUGAUAUGCCUAUACCAUGUUACUUGCUCGCUGCGCACGAUUUUUUUAGAAAUACAUAAAUAUUGAGUGC